Messenger RNA from Pteropus alecto (black flying fox), 1583 nucleotides. It is a transcript of the gene SUSD4, whose product is annotated as sushi domain containing 4. Lineage: Eukaryota; Metazoa; Chordata; Mammalia; Chiroptera; Pteropodidae. The transcript is spliced from 7 exons. Bases 29 to 1318 code for a protein of 429 amino acids. The record is from RefSeq and is a predicted model, not a curated record. Gene Ontology annotation, biological process: negative regulation of complement activation, alternative pathway; negative regulation of complement activation, classical pathway.
CACGCCGGAUGCCCUCUGUGGAUGAAAGAUGUAUUAUGGAAUGAACCCGAGCCAUGGAGAUGGAUUUCUAGAGCAGCAGCAGCAGCAGCAACAGCAGCAGCCUCAGUCCCCCCAGAGACUCUUGGCCGUGAUCCUGUGGUUUCAGCUGGCGCUGUGCUUCGGUCCUGCACAGCUCACGGGAGGGUUCGAUGACCUUCAGGUGUGUGCUGACCCAGGUGUCCCCGAGAAUGGCUUCAGGACGCCCAGCGAAGGGGUAUUCUUUGAAAGCUCUGUCACCCGAUUUCAUUGCCAAGACGGAUUCAAGCUGAAGGGUUCUACGAAGAGACUGUGUAUGAAGCAUCUUAACGGAACCCUGGGCUGGAUCCCGAGUGACAAACCCGUCUGCGUGCAAGAAGAUUGCCGCAUCCCUCAAAUCGAAGAUGCUGACAUUCAUAACAAGACUUACAGACACGGAGAUAAGCUAAUCAUCACCUGUCACGAAGGAUUCAAGAUCCGUUACCCCGACCUGUACAACCUGGUUUCGUUAUGUCGUGAGGACGGGACGUGGGACAAUCUGCCCAUCUGUCAAGGCUGCCUGAGACCACUGGCCUCUUCCAACGGCUACGUGAACAUCUCCGAGUUCCAGACGUCCUUCCCCGUGGGGACGGUGAUCUCCUAUCAUUGCUUCCCCGGGUUUAAACUCGAGGGGUCGGACUACCUCGAGUGCUUGCACAACCUGAUCUGGUCGUCCGGCCCGCCCCGGUGCCUUGCUCUGGAAGCAGAGCAAACGUGGCCCAGCACCCACGAGACCCUCCUGACCACGUGGAAGAUCGUGGCGUUCACGGCGACCAGCGUGCUGCUCGUGCUGCUGCUCGUCAUCCUGGCCAGGAUGUUCCAGACCAAGUUCAAGGCCCACUUUCNNNGCAGGGGGCCUCCCAGGAGCUCCAGCAGCGACCCUGACUUCGUGGUGGUGGACGGCGUGCCCGUCAUGCUCCCGUCCUACGACGAGGCUGUGAGUGGCGGCCUGAGUGCCUUAGGCCCCGGAUACCUGGCUUCUGUGGGCCAGGGCUGCCCUUUACCCGUGGAUGACCAGAGCCCCCCAGCAUACCCCGGCUCAGGGGAUACAGACACGGGCCCGGGGGAUUCAGAAACCUGUGACAGUGUCUCGGGGUCUUCCGAGCUGCUUCAGAGCCUAUAUUCAUCUCCCGUGUGCCAAGGGGACACCCGCCCCGCGUCCGACAACCCUGACACAGCGGCCAGCACGGCGGGGGAGGUGGCAUCCACCAGCCCAGGCAUCGAUAUCGCGGACGAGAUUCCUCUCAUGGAAGAAGACGCGUAGCCAGGCCGGGUCCUCCUGAUUCUACUGCCCCUCUGGGAACGGGAACCAUGUACCUUGGAGCGAGGCCACAGAAAGACAGAGCGAGGGGGACGGGGAAGUGUUCCAAUUUGUCUACAUGGGGACAGUGACUCACAUCAUACAUCACGGACUCAACGGUGGGUGACAGAUACGGACAAACCGCGGUGCAGCGCUUUUAAAUGGGACCCGAGGAUUUGCCGAGACCAAUGGGAAACAAAGGGAUGAGGGGAUCCCUCCCCCUACGUGG